This is a messenger RNA of Porites lobata, 8410 nucleotides long. NCBI's taxonomy places the organism in Eukaryota, Metazoa, Cnidaria, Anthozoa, Scleractinia, Poritidae. The record is from the annotation of a GenBank genome assembly.
CAAGAAACGCAGAGAGUUGACAAGGCCAACUUCUCCACACCAGGAAGGAUAAUCAUUCCCGAUUUCAGUCAGGACAGCUCAACCUUACAAACACAACAAACAUCUCCGCCUCCAAAACUGGACAAACGCAAAGCCGAAGAGUGGAUAACGCACCCAAUAAAACACGAAGAGCUAAGAUCAGAGCCGCCUCCACCAACCAACAAGCUGACGGCACAUAAAGUGCAAUUUCUGCAAACACAAGAAACACAGCCAGCCACAAAAGUCGACGGCCCCUCACCAGGCAGACUGGUCAUUCCCGAUUUCGACAAGCAAAGCUCUACCUUCAAGGUGGACGAAAAGCCGCCGCCUCCCAAAACAGAGAAACUUCAUGCCGAACAGUGGAUAACAACUACCAUUAGGCAAGAAGACCUGCGUUCAGAAAUGCCUGCACCCGCAAAUAAGCUGACAGCAGAUAAACUACAUUUUCUUCAAAAACAAGAUACGCAACCAGCUGCAAAGGCUGAUGGAGUGUCGCCAGGCAGACUUGUUAUUCCCGACUUCGAGCAGCACAGCUCUACCGUCGAGGUUCAAGAGACAGUGCCUUCUCCCAAAGUGGACAAGCGAAAUGCAGAACGGUGGAUAACGCACACUUUUAAACAAGAAGAGCUCCGUUCAGAACUGCCGCCUCCAGUCAACAAGCUGCCAACAGACAAAGUGCAAUUCCUUCAAGACCAAGAAACGCAGAGAGUUGACAAGGCCAACUUCUCCACACCAGGAAGGAUAAUCAUUCCCGAUUUCAGUCAGGACAGCUCAACCUUACAAACACAACAAACAUCUCCGCCUCCAAAACUGGACAAACGCAAAGCCGAAGAGUGGAUAACGCACACAAUAAAACACGAAGAGCUAAGAUCAGAGCCGCCUCCACCAACCAACAAGCUGUCGGCACAUAAAGUGCAAUUUCUGCAAACACAAGAAACACAGCCAGCCACAAAAGUCGACGGCCCCUCACCAGGCAGACUGGUCAUUCCCGAUUUCGAGAAGCAAACCUCUACCUUCAAGGUGGACGAAAAGCCGCCGCCUCCCAAAACAGAGAAACUUCAUGCCGAACAGUGGAUAACAACUACCAUUAGGCAAGAAGACCUGCGUUCAGAAAUGCCUGCACCCGCAAAUAAGCUGACAGCAGAUAAACUACAUUUUCUUCAAAAACAAGAUACGCAACCAGCUGCAAAGGCUGAUGGAGUGUCGCCAGGCAGACUUGUUAUUCCCGACUUCGAGCAGCACAGCUCUACCGUCGAGGUUCAAGAGACAGUGCCUUCUCCCAAAGUGGACAAGCGAAAUGCAGAACGGUGGAUAACGCACACUUUUAAACAAGAAGAGCUCCGUUCAGAACUGCCGCCUCCAGUCAACAAGCUGCCAACAGACAAAGUGCAAUUCCUUCAAGACCAAGAAACGCAGAGAGUUGACAAGGCCAACUUCUCCACACCAGGAAGGAUAAUCAUUCCCGAUUUCAGUCAGGACAGCUCAACCUUACAAACACAACAAACAUCUCCGCCUCCAAAACUGGACAAACGCAAAGCCGAAGAGUGGAUAACGCACCCAAUAAAACACGAAGAGCUAAGAUCAGAGCCGCCUCCACCAACCAACAAGCUGACGGCACAUAAAGUGCAAUUUCUGCAAACACAAGAAACACAGCCAGCCACAAAAGUCGACGGCCCCUCACCAGGCAGACUGGUCAUUCCCGAUUUCGACAAGCAAAGCUCUACCUUCAAGGUGGACGAAAAGCCGCCGCCUCCAAAAAACAGAGAAACUUCAUGCCGAACAGUGGAUAACAACUACCAUUAGGCAAGAAGACCUGCGUUCAGAAAUGCCUGCACCCGCAAAUAAGCUGACAGCAGAUAAACUACAUUUUCUUCAAAAACAAGAUACGCAACCAGCUGCAAAGGCUGAUGGAGUGUCGCCAGGCAGACUUGUUAUUCCCGACUUCGAGCAGCACAGCUCUACCGUCGAGGUUCAAGAGACAGUGCCUUCUCCCAAAGUGGACAAGCGAAAUGCAGAACGGUGGAUAACGCACACUUUUAAACAAGAAGAGCUCCGUUCAGAACUGCCGCCUCCAGUCAACAAGCUGCCAACAGACAAAGUGCAAUUCCUUCAAGACCAAGAAACGCAGAGAGUUGACAAGGCCAACUUCUCCACACCAGGAAGGAUAAUCAUUCCCGAUUUCAGUCAGGACAGCUCAACCUUACAAACACAACAAACAUCUCCGCCUCCAAAACUGGACAAACGCAAAGCCGAAGAGUGGAUAACGCACACAAUAAAACACGAAGAGCUAAGAUCAGAGCCGCCUCCACCAACCAACAAGCUGUCGGCACAUAAAGUGCAAUUUCUGCAAACACAAGAAACACAGCCAGCCACAAAAGUCGACGGCCCCUCACCAGGCAGACUGGUCAUUCCCGAUUUCGAGAAGCAAACCUCUACCUUCAAGGUGGACGAAAAGCCGCCGCCUCCCAAAAAACAGAGAAACUUCAUGCCGAACAGUGGAUAACAACUACCAUUAGGCAAGAAGACCUGCGUUCAGAAAUGCCUGCACCCGCAAAUAAGCUGACAGCAGAUAAACUACAUUUUCUUCAAAAACAAGAUACGCAACCAGCUGCAAAGGCUGAUGGAGUGUCGCCAGGCAGACUUGUUAUUCCCGACUUCGAGCAGCACAGCUCUACCGUCGAGGUUCAAGAGACAGUGCCUUCUCCCAAAGUGGACAAGCGAAAUGCAGAACGGUGGAUAACGCACACUUUUAAACAAGAAGAGCUCCGUUCAGAACUGCCGCCUCCAGUCAACAAGCUGCCAACAGACAAAGUGCAAUUCCUUCAAGACCAAGAAACGCAGAGAGUUGACAAGGCCAACUUCUCCACACCAGGAAGGAUAAUCAUUCCCGCUUUCAGUCAGGACAGCUCAACCUUACAAACACAACAAACAUCUCCGCCUCCAAAACUGGACAAACGCAAAGCCGAAGAGUGGAUAACGCACACAAUAAAACACGAAGAGCUAAGAUCAGAGCCGCCUCCACCAACCAACAAGCUGUUGGCACAUAAAGUGCAAUUUCUGCAAACACAAGAAACACAGCCAGCCACAAAAGUCGACGGCCCCUCACCAGGCAGACUGGUCAUUCCCGAUUUCGACAAGCAAACCUCUACCUUCAAGGUGGACGAAAAGCCGCCGCCUCCCAAAACAGAGAAACUUCAUGCCGAACAGUGGAUAACAACUACCAUUAGGCAAGAAGACCUGCGUUCAGAAAUGCCUGCACCCGCAAAUAAGCUGACAGCAGAUAAACUACAUUUUCUUCAAAAACAAGAUACGCAACCAGCUGCAAAGGCUGAUGGAGUGUCGCCAGGCAGACUUGUUAUUCCCGACUUCGAGCAGCACAGCUCUACCGUCGAGGUUCAAGAGACAGUGCCUUCUCCCAAAGUGGACAAGCGAAAUGCAGAACGGUGGAUAACGCACACUUUUAAACAAGAAGAGCUCCGUUCAGAACUGCCGCCUCCAGUCAACAAGCUGCCAACAGACAAAGUGCAAUUCCUUCAAGACCAAGAAACGCAGAGAGUUGACAAGGCCAACUUCUCCACACCAGGAAGGAUAAUCAUUCCCGAUUUCAGUCAGGACAGCUCAACCUUACAAACACAACAAACAUCUCCGCCUCCAAAACUGGACAAACGCAAAGCCGAAGAGUGGAUAACGCACACAAUAAAACACGAAGAGCUAAGAUCAGAGCCGCCUCCACCAACCAACAAGCUGUCGGCACAUAAAGUGCAAUUUCUGCAAACACAAGAAACACAGCCAGCCACAAAAGUCGACGGCCCCUCACCAGGCAGACUGGUCAUUCCCGAUUUCGAGAAGCAAACCUCUACCUUCAAGGUGGACGAAAAGCCGCCGCCUCCCAAAACAGAGAAACUUCAUGCCGAACAGUGGAUAACAACUACCAUUAGGCAAGAAGACCUGCGUUCAGAAAUGCCUGCACCCGCAAAUAAGCUGACAGCAGAUAAACUACAUUUUCUUCAAAAACAAGAUACGCAACCAGCUGCAAAGGCUGAUGGAGUGUCGCCAGGCAGACUUGUUAUUCCCGACUUCGAGCAGCACAGCUCUACCGUCGAGGUUCAAGAGACAGUGCCUUCUCCCAAAGUGGACAAGCGAAAUGCAGAACGGUGGAUAACGCACACUUUUAAACAAGAAGAGCUCCGUUCAGAACUGCCGCCUCCAGUCAACAAGCUGCCAACAGACAAAGUGCAAUUCCUUCAAGACCAAGAAACGCAGAGAGUUGACAAGGCCAACUUCUCCACACCAGGAAGGAUAAUCAUUCCCGAUUUCAGUCAGGACAGCUCAACCUUACAAACACAACAAACAUCUCCGCCUCCAAAACUGGACAAACGCAAAGCCGAAGAGUGGAUAACGCACACAAUAAAACACGAAGAGCUAAGAUCAGAGCCGCCUCCACCAACCAACAAGCUGUCGGCACAUAAAGUGCAAUUUCUGCAAACACAAGAAACACAGCCAGCCACAAAAGUCGACGGCCCCUCACCAGGCAGACUGGUCAUUCCCGAUUUCGAGAAGCAAACCUCUACCUUCAAGGUGGACGAAAAGCCGCCGCCUCCCAAAACAGAGAAACUUCAUGCCGAACAGUGGAUAACAACUACCAUUAGGCAAGAAGACCUGCGUUCAGAAAUGCCUGCACCCGCAAAUAAGCUGACAGCAGAUAAACUACAUUUUCUUCAAAAACAAGAUACGCAACCAGCUGCAAAGGCUGAUGGAGUGUCGCCAGGCAGACUUGUUAUUCCCGACUUCGAGCAGCACAGCUCUACCGUCGAGGUUCAAGAGACAGUGCCUUCUCCCAAAGUGGACAAGCGAAAUGCAGAACGGUGGAUAACGCACACUUUUAAACAAGAAGAGCUCCGUUCAGAACUGCCGCCUCCAGUCAACAAGCUGCCAACAGACAAAGUGCAAUUCCUUCAAGACCAAGAAACGCAGAGAGUUGACAAGGCCAACUUCUCCACACCAGGAAGGAUAAUCAUUCCCGAUUUCAGUCAGGACAGCUCAACCUUACAAACACAACAAACAUCUCCGCCUCCAAAACUGGACAAACGCAAAGCCGAAGAGUGGAUAACGCACACAAUAAAACACGAAGAGCUAAGAUCAGAGCCGCCUCCACCAACCAACAAGCUGUCGGCACAUAAAGUGCAAUUUCUGCAAACACAAGAAACACAGCCAGCCACAAAAGUCGACGGCCCCUCACCAGGCAGACUGGUCAUUCCCGAUUUCGAGAAGCAAACCUCUACCUUCAAGGUGGACGAAAAGCCGCCGCCUCCCAAAACAGAGAAACUUCAUGCCGAACAGUGGAUAACAACUACCAUUAGGCAAGAAGACCUGCGUUCAGAAAUGCCUGCACCCGCAAAUAAGCUGACAGCAGAUAAACUACAUUUUCUUCAAAAACAAGAUACGCAACCAGCUGCAAAGGCUGAUGGAGUGUCGCCAGGCAGACUUGUUAUUCCCGACUUCGAGCAGCACAGCUCUACCGUCGAGGUUCAAGAGACAGUGCCUUCUCCCAAAGUGGACAAGCGAAAUGCAGAACGGUGGAUAACGCACACUUUUAAACAAGAAGAGCUCCGUUCAGAACUGCCGCCUCCAGUCAACAAGCUGCCAACAGACAAAGUGCAAUUCCUUCAAGACCAAGAAACGCAGAGAGUUGACAAGGCCAACUUCUCCACACCAGGAAGGAUAAUCAUUCCCGAUUUCAGUCAGGACAGCUCAACCUUACAAACACAACAAACAUCUCCGCCUCCAAAACUGGACAAACGCAAAGCCGAAGAGUGGAUAACGCACACAAUAAAACACGAAGAGCUAAGAUCAGAGCCGCCUCCACCAACCAACAAGCUGACGGCACAUAAAGUGCAAUUUCUGCAAACACAAGAAACACAGCCAGCCACAAAAGUCGACGGCCCCUCACCAGGCAGACUGGUCAUUCCCGAUUUCGAGAAGCAAACCUCUACCUUCAAGGUGGACGAAAAGCCGCCGCCUCCCAAAACAGAGAAACUUCAUGCCGAACAGUGGAUAACAACUACCAUUAGGCAAGAAGACCUGCGUUCAGAAAUGCCUGCACCCGCAAAUAAGCUGACAGCAGAUAAACUACAUUUUCUUCAAAAACAAGAUACGCAACCAGCUGCAAAGGCUGAUGGAGUGUCGCCAGGCAGACUUGUUAUUCCCGACUUUGAGCAGCACAGCUCUACCGUCGAGGUUCAAGAGACAGUGCCUUCUCCCAAAGUGGACAAGCGAAAUGCAGAACGGUGGAUAACGCACACUUUUAAACAAGAAGAGCUCCGUUCAGAACUGCCGCCUCCAGUCAACAAGCUGCUAACAGACAAAGUGCAAUUCCUUCAAGACCAAGAAACGCAGAGAGUUGACAAGGCCAACUUCUCCACACCAGGAAGGAUAAUCAUUCCCGAUUUCAGUCAGGACAGCUCAACCUUACAAACACAACAAACAUCUCCGCCUCCAAAACUGGACAAACGCAAAGCCGAAGAGUGGAUAACGCACACAAUAAAACACGAAGAGCUAAGAUCAGAGCCGCCUCCACCAACCAACAAGCUGUCGGCACAUAAAGUGCAAUUUCUGCAAACACAAGAAACACAGCCAGCCACAAAAGUCGACGGCCCCUCACCAGGCAGACUGGUCAUUCCCGAUUUCGACAAGCAAAGCUCUACCUUCAAGGUGGACGAAAAGCCGCCGCCUCCCAAAAACAGAGAAACUUCAUGCCGAACAGUGGAUAACAACUACCAUUAGGCAAGAAGACCUGCGUUCAGAAAUGCCUGCACCCGCAAAUAAGCUGACAGCAGAUAAACUACAUUUUCUUCAAAAACAAGAUACGCAACCAGCUGCAAAGGCUGAUGGAGUGUCGCCAGGCAGACUUGUUAUUCCCGACUUCGAGCAGCACAGCUCUACCGUCGAGGUUCAAGAGACAGUGCCUUCUCCCAAAGUAGACAAGCGAAAUGCAGAACUGUGGAUAACGCACACUUUUAAACAAGAAGAGCUCCGUUCAGAACUGCCGCCUCCAGUCAACAAGCUGCCAACAGACAAAGUGCAAUUCCUUCAAGACCAAGAAACGCAGAGAGUUGGCAAGGCCAACUUCUCCACACCAGGAAGGAUAAUCAUUCCCGAUUUCAGUCAGGACAGCUCAACCUUACAAACACAACAAACAUCUCCGCCUCCAAAACUGGACAAACGCAAAGCCGAAGAGUGGAUAACGCACACAAUAAAACACGAAGAGCUAAGAUCAGAGCCGCCUCCACCAACCAACAAGCUGUCGGUACAUAAAGUGCAAUUUCUGCAAACACAAGAAACACAGCCAGCCACAAAAGUCGACGGCCCCUCACCAGGCAGACUGGUCAUUCCCGAUUUCGAGAAGCAAACCUCUACCUUCAAGGUGGACGAAAAGCCGCCGCCUCCCAAAACAGAGAAACUUCAUGCCGAACAGUGGAUAACAACUACCAUUAGGCAAGAAGACCUGCGUUCAGAAAUGCCUGCACCCGCAAAUAAGCUGACAGCAGAUAAACUACAUUUUCUUCAAAAACAAGAUACGCAACCAGCUGCAAAGGCUGAUGGAGUGUCGCCAGGCAGACUUGUUAUUCCCGACUUCGAGCAGCACAGCUCUAUCGUCGAGGUUCAAGAGACAGUGCCUUCUCCCAAAGUGGACAAGCGAAAUGCAGAACGGUGGAUAACGCACACUUUUAAACAAGAAGAGCUCCGUUCAGAACUGCCGCCUCCAGUCAACAAGCUGCCAACAGACAAAGUGCAAUUCCUUCAAGACCAAGAAACGCAGAGAGUUGACAAGGCCAACUUCUCCACACCAGGAAGGAUAAUCAUUCCCGAUUUCAGUCAGGACAGCUCAACCUUACAAACACAACAAACAUCUCCGCCUCCAAAACUGGACAAACGCAAAGCCGAAGAGUGGAUAACGCACACAAUAAAACACGAAGAGCUAAGAUCAGAGCCGCCUCCACCAACCAACAAGCUGUCGGCACAUAAAGUGCAAUUUCUGCAAACACAAGAAACACAGCCAGCCACAAAAGUCGACGGCCCCUCACCAGGCAGACUGGUCAUUCCCGAUUUCGAGAAGCAAACCUCUACCUUCAAGGUGGACGAAAAGCCGCCGCCUCCCAAAACAGAGAAACUUCAUGCCGAACAGUGGAUAACAACUACCAUUAGGCAAGAAGACCUGCGUUCAGAAAUGCCUGCACCCGCAAAUAAGCUGACAGCAGAUAAACUACAUUUUCUUCAAAAACAAGAUACGCAACCAGCUGCAAAGGCUGAUGGAGUGUCGCCAGGCAGACUUGUUAUUCCCGACUUUGAGCAGCACAGCUCUACCGUCGAGGUUCAAGAGACAGUGCCUUCU